UUUUUCCCCUGCUGCUGCUGCUAACGUUUAACGGUAGAUGCUAAAGCGACGGGAGGGGCGGCUGGUUCGGGCUUUUCUAGCUAGCUGGCCUCGGUGGAUCGAGACCGUAAAAGCGUAAUCUGUCAGUUCUCCGUCGGUCGACGCCAGCGACCGUUGCUGUUUGAUGAAUUCGGUAUGGAGAAGGUAGCGGAGCCGUCUUGGACCUCUUCGUACACCUACCAGGUGAGCAAGCACAGCGCGGAGAUGCUACACAACCUCAACGUUCAGAGGAAAGAUGGAGGCAGGUUCUGCGACGUGAUCCUGCGCGUCGGCGAGGAGAGCUUCCCCGCUCACAAAGCGGUGCUGGCCGCCUGCAGCGAGUACUUCGAGUCGGUGUUCGGCCGUCAGACGGAGGGCGAGGGCGACGCCAAGGAGCUGGAGAUGCACACGAUCAGCCCGAAAGUUUUCAAAGACAUCCUGGACUUCGCGUACACCUCCAGGAUCGUGGUUCGGCUGGAGUGUUUCCCGGAGUUGAUGACGGCCGCCAAGUUUCUGCUGAUGCGGUCCGUCAUCGAGAUAUGUCAGGAGGUGAUCAAGCAGUCCAACGUCCAGAUCCUCGUCCCGACCACCCGGGGAGGAGAGGCCAGCCUCUUCCAGGCCGCGGGGGCCACGGAGCUGGGUUUCCCCGUGGCUCCGCCGGACCUGGUGAACGGAACGGGUAUAUUGUUAAACGGCCAGGGCUUUGUGAACAGCACGCAGAUGCAUUUGGACCAGAGCGGAGACACGCCAGCAGUGCUGCUGGAGGACGGCUGCGAGUCGUCGGUGCCGAUGUUGGAGCCUGUCGAAGGACUUUCUAUGUCCCCGUCGGCGGAAAUCACGGGGAGCAUGUUUCAUCACGACGCUGGCUCGCCUGGAUCCAAGCGAGGAAGAGGGAGACCGAAGAAGGAGGCUGUCCACUUUAAUCACAUUAACCAGAAGGACAACGGACAGCUGUUCCCCUGCGGGGCCUGCGGGAAAGCUUUCACAGAAGCGUCUCGGUUAAAGAACCACGAAGCGCAGCACGGAGCCUCCACCGGGGGCGUCCACAGCCUCGGAGACGGCCUGUCGGCUCCGGGGGGUCUGUCUUUACUAUCGCAGUCCGGCCUGCUGGAAAACGGGGUGCAGCUACCCGGAGGACUGGCGCUGGACAACAACCGCAAGCGGGAGCGGACCAGGCGGCACGUGGGUUGUGACAUUUGCGGGAAAGUUUUCCGGGACGUGUAUCACCUGAACCGACACAAGCUGUCCCACUCCGGGGAGAAGCCGUACGCGUGUCCCGUGUGCGGGCUGCGGUUCAAGCGCAAGGACCGGAUGUCGUACCAUGUUCGGUCCCACGACGGCUCGGUUGGCAAACCGUAUGUGUGCCAAAGCUGUGGGAAGGGUUUCUCCAGACCUGACCACCUGAAUGGACACAUUAAACAAGUGCACACGACAGAGAGACCCCACAAGUGCCAGAUUUGUAAUGCCUCCUUCGCGACGAGAGAUCGCCUCCGGUCGCACCUCGCCUGCCACGAGGACAAAAUUCCCUGCAAAGUUUGUGGGAAGUUCCUGCGAGCCGCAUACAUGACGGACCACCUAAAGAAACACAGCGAGGGAACUCACAACUACUGUGGCAUUUGCAAUAAAGGUUUCUCCACUGCAUCCUACCUUAAGGUUCAUAUAAAGACACACCAUGGCUCAUCACUGCCCACUUCUGGCACAAUGCACACCUUCCCUGAUCCCAGGGGGGAGCUGCAGCUCCAGAUGCACAACGGCACCCCUUACCAAACGGGACGCCAGUGCUCACUGGAAGACGGGCAGGAAAACGCCGGCAAGUGUCCCCACCUGGAGUCGGAGGAGUCGGAUACUUCGCUAAGGGAAUUGUCCAACGUCGAUGAGCUCAAGUCUCCGACCAAACCCGACGGACCGGAGCUUGAGAUGCCCUCCCUCGCUUGCAACGGGGCUCCCACCGGGAUUCUUGGCUCUCCAGAUGCUUCUAAAGCCAACGGAGACCCUGAGAAGAAAUUUAUCUGUGGGAUCUGUGGCCAGGCGUUUCGCACCAAGUCCUACCUCAACAAGCACCAGCACCGAGUUCACAAAGCCCAGCGGGCCCACGGGGUCCCGGGGUCUGGCUUAACCGAGAUGGCACCUUCCCUAACGUCCCCUUUCUCCCCCCAACAAAACAUGUCCCUCCUCGAGUCAUUUGGCUUUCAGAUAGUCCAGUCUGCCUUCGCCUCGUCUCUUGUGGACGCUGAGGCAGGUCAGAGUGGAAUCGACUUUGGAGGGAAGUAACGGUUUCUCGGAGGCUUUUACAGGCCGCCGUUUGGCCUCUUCAUUCUUAGGAUAAAGCCGGGUUGCCCACAGAAAACGCCCCGUGUUUGGGAAAAACUUUGCCUCAAGACUACUCUUUUUGUUUGUCUCGUUGCUUAACCUGCAUCCAGAGUUUUUGUCAGAAACUGCCAUUGAAGUCCUACUUUUCUACUUUUUCAGAGGACAAAAAGGAGUGUGUUCACCAUUUAAAGUUUGUGUGUAAAGAAAUUAGUUUUUUUUCCCACUGAUGUCAGUCUCUGAAGGUUAUGUUGCAUUUCUUUCUCCGAUGGUUUUAUUCUGAGUUUUCUCAGCUGCACAGAUAUUCUACUCAUGAGAUGACUUAUUGACAUUGCUGUUAGGUGUAGUUGCUAACUGACUCACUUUAGCUGCUCUCGCGAGCUUUAAAAUGGAUCCUUGGCCAUCCCAGCAAUCACAGAUGUCUUUACCUCAGAGCAACAGCAGGGCUUAUAUUUAGAUUCAUGUAAACGUCAUUUUGUUUUCGAGAUGGGAAUUUAAAUUGGCUUCAGUGUUGUUUUUUUAUGUUACAUUGUUAAGAUGAAACAUGCCUAACAGGCUGACACUAUUUGGGAUGCAGCACCCAAUCGGCUCAUCACCCUGGUAAAGAUUCAAAACUAACCUUAAAAUAAAUUCAUCUGUUAUUGCAGCAGCACCAAAAAAGAUGGGGAAAAAAAGGCUUUCAAGUGGCAUACUUCUCCAAUUACUUUUUUAAAUCAAUUUUUCUGGUGCCUAAUUGAUCUCCUAAAUAACAAAAAAAAAAAAAGAAAUACUUCUUCUAGCUCAAGUCAAGUUAAAAACUGAACAGUUUUAACAAUAAAAUGUUAAUUGGAAGCUAAAAAUACAGUGAAGUACUCCAGAAAUAUCAGUUGUUUUCUACAUUGCCCCACUGAGUUUUCUAUGAGAUCCAUUCAGAAUAAAUAACACAUAUUUCCAACGUCAUUUGUGAGUAAAAGACACUUGCAUUGAAGAUUUUCAUCUAAUGGUCCCAUGUGACUCUUAUUUCAGAACAACUCAAUAGGGUUCACAUUUUAAACUCUCUUUAGUUUCUGAGAUUAGGCAGUCAUUACUAACUCUUGAAAAGUGUGUAUAUAGGGGAAGUGAAGUCUUAACUUUCAGUAAGAGGAUGGAUCUUUGGCUAUUCCCCUUCACACAAUCUCUCCAGGCUGUUCAGAGGUUCUCUCUCAUGCUGUCGCCUCUUCAGCUCUUCCCACAAUGUUUCUGUAGGAUUUAGGUCUGGGUGACUCAGUCUCACCAUGGAGACUGAGGAUUAUGUUUCAAAUGCAUCAUUUCUGUUCUCAUUUCAUUUGUUAAUCAUCAUGGUAUCUCAAAGAGUUCAUGAUGCCAAAGUUUCUAGGCCUGAUGGAAGAGAGACAGACCCACAGUAUCACAGAUCCUCCACCAUACCUUUAUUUUACACCUGGAGUGUUUUUUUCUUUUUUUGCUUAAUAGCUUAAUGUUUGUCAUCUGAUCUAAGCACAUGGUUCAGGUUAAGGUAACCAACAGAGUAUGUCAAACGUUGAGUUUUAUCAAGAUAAAAAUCGGUCCUCGUUCACCUUUCUUUGUUCCAGUUGUAGUUAAUUCUUUAACGUAACUGACUUUUGGUGUGGAACAAAGUUUAGUAACUAUUUUUGUAGACUUCUGAAGAUCAACAUAUGUUGGAUGUCUUUCCAUAUUGCAGAGCUGUUAAGAGAAAUGAGUCCGUCACACUGUUUGUAUACCUCAGGACAAGAAGUCUGAAGUAAAUGUAAAUUUAUGUUAAUAUUAUAUUAGUUUAAUGAAAUAUUUGUAAUUUUUACUGCAUAAAAAUUAGAUAAGAUAUUUUGUUCAUUAUUUUUAAAACUGAGUUGGAGGAAAGAAAAACAAACUCAAAUAUUGGAUUUACUUAGUAUUGAGAUUAAGCUGCUGUGAUGGAGAUGAAUUUACAUUAAGGGUUUUCACUCGUCUGUACCAGGACUGCUGUAUAUUGUGUUUUCAGAAAUAUCAGUUGUUGAACACCCUCAUGCAGUCAAGAAGCACUUUUCAAAGGGAUUCUCUUUGUUUAUGUUUUAUGUGCUCAUGAAAUUGUCUAAAAGGACGAAAAAAAAAAAUUCAAGGAAGAAAAGUCAUGGAUUGAUUUAAAUUUAGACACGUGGCUAGAGUUUAUUAAAGGGACAAUGAUCUGAUUCUUUUUUUUAAAAAAUCCUCUCUAUUUGAUACUGCUAAACCUGAAGUCCUACUUUGAUUAUGUUUCUUAAUUUUACUAAAACUCAUCCAAACAGAGGAGGAGACUGAAAGAGGAAAUCGGGGAUUCGCAGUCCGAUUUAAAUAGAAGGUCUGGAUAAUGGCAGAGUCUUUGUGUUAGUUUCUUGAAUGAGUUAAAUGCAUGAAACGGGGACCAAGAUCAGGUAUAUUUUCCUUAUAUAUUUUAAAAGAUGUAGAUUAUAUUUUAAUAACUUAUUCAUACCCUGAGUUUUGUGGUUUGUUUUCUUUUUAAUUUACUGUCAAAUCUUGUUUUAUUCUUGUGUUUUCACUUUAAUUUAUGGUAAACGGAGGCGUGAAUAUGCGUGUUGUGGAAGAGGUGUCGGGACACUUCGCCGAGGGAACGAGUCGCAGCUGACAGAGCCGCCUGGUCAAUGGUUUUACACCUUCAUCACCUGGACUUUCCCUCUUCCUCUUCAUCUUGCGCUCAGAGCCAUUUGUGCUGCAUCCUGUUUGCCAUGAGUCUCUUUACAUUAGCGGCUGCUUUCUUUGGUUUGAUGUUACACGAUUGAGAGUUACGCGAUGCGUUCAUGUGGCAGAGUCAAACAAGCAGUUGAUUGAAAACCUCUUUUUUAUGGGGACAUGAGGAAUUAUGCAACAUAUUUUAAUGGGUAAGCUUGAUUCAUGUCAAAAGGCAUCAAACGUUCUGUAAAUCAAUGGUUAAGAUCACAUCCAGUCAGUUUAUUUUCAAACCCUCAGUUUGGUUUACUCAUCACUCAAAGCUCAGCAGGAAUAAAAGCCAGUAAACAUUUAUGUUUUAAGUUAUUUGGCUCUUCCUCAAAAGCACCUGAUUCUACUGCAUUUCUGGAUUUAUCUAGUUGCUGCUCCACUGUAGCCCUAAUCAUGACUCGCCUCCCUAAUCACGACUCGCCUCCCUCACGUUUUCCUGUAAAUAUUUGAAGCUGAAGUACAAUGAAACUUUUCGAGCACAGAGUUUCGCUCUGUUAUUGUCUGUAUGGUUGCGAAGCACCCACUAAACUUCACGCGUCAGAUUUAUUCUCACAUUCGUUUAUUUUUUGUUGAAGGCGUGUAUUGCGAUGCAAAUCAGACUCAGUCUAGCAGUGAAGGGCUGACGGUGCGUGUAUGUGAUGAGUGGAUGAUGGAUCUCAGUGUAUGCUGUUAAUUAUUUGACUAUUUUAGUACAUUCCUAUAUUAUUUAUGGCUAUAUUGUGAUUGUAACAAGUGUAUAUAACUUCCAUACACACACACACACACUCUCACUCUCUCUUUCUCUUUAUAAAUAUAUAUAUAAAUAGAUAAAUAUAUGAACCAACCUGUUUGAUCUGUGUUUGUAAGUGGUGAGUUUUGUACAUAUUAUUGUUUAGUUUCUUGUGUUGUUGGGAGGGACGUUAAGUUAUGGCCACCUGAAGUGUGAAGUUCAGGCAUGCAAGCUUAACUGGGGACUGAAUGUCGAUCACUGGUUGGUGGCUGUAGUCGUUUAUAUUAGUUACACUGAACUAUCUAUCACAUUGCCGUGGUAGCGCUCACACUGCCAGCUGCUCGACUCUUUGACCAAGCUUUUUUCUUUUUCUUUUUUACCCAUUCUGCACUGGUAUUUCCUGAUUUAAAGGUUUCGUUACAUUUACUGUUUAAAACACCUGGAAUAUGCUGUAAAGAAGUAAUAAACCUUUGUUUUAGACAUUAGGGAUAUAUGAUCUGUUUAUUCUUUCCCAAAAUUGAAUUAUGAUAUGAAUUAAUUGUUUUGCUUUCUGCUUUUUGUCUGUUGCAAAGUGCCUUCCAAAUACUGAUUGUGCUCAGCAGUGGAUUAAUGAAAAUAAAAUGGUCCUUUUUCUUUUGUAAAGGUAAAAGUUGUACAGAGUGACUUGCAUUGACACUUUUGUAUAAAAAGCGCAAGAUGUACAAUAUGUUACCUUGGUAUUUUAUCAUUGUACUCGACGGGAUUGCUCUUAAAAACACUUGAACUCUGUGUUUUGUUAUGACGUCUGGACAUAUUUCAUUAUGAGCUUACUUUUCUAUAGAUAUUUGUUUUUGUACUCUGUUAUUGAGUCUCGUCUCAAAUUCUUGGUUCAGAGAUGAGAAUCAAAUAAAUUGCAGCUGAAAAUCUCCAAA
Poeciliopsis prolifica (blackstripe livebearer) is the source of this 6633-nucleotide messenger RNA. It is a transcript of the gene patz1, whose product is annotated as POZ/BTB and AT hook containing zinc finger 1. Gene Ontology annotation, biological process: regulation of cytokine production; negative regulation of transcription by RNA polymerase II; regulation of immune system process. The record is from RefSeq and is a predicted model, not a curated record. The coding region runs from base 175 to 2289 and encodes 704 amino acids. Gene Ontology annotation, molecular function: protein binding. Lineage: Eukaryota; Metazoa; Chordata; Actinopteri; Cyprinodontiformes; Poeciliidae. The transcript has 5 exons.